AUGUGUCCUUUUAAGUUUGUUGUUCAUGUAAAAGAAAAUGGAGAAAUGAUUAUGGAUUGCACAGGAGCCAUUAUACACACAGGAACUGCAUUUCACGCUAGACCAAUACGUCGGGAUGAGCGUCAAGUAUUACAUGAUGAAUUAGCUAUGAGUGCCAGCGCAACUGGAAUGUUUAAUAAAAAGUUGUUAGCCACACCACAAGAUGUUCUGAGCGCUCGUAAUUUGGAUGAUGUAGGAAAAAAUCCAAAUCUCUACAAUUAUUCAAUAUCCAGUUUAUUAACAAUGUCAUUCAGUACAUUUGUUCUUCCAUACAUGUUAUACGAUAAUAAAAAUUUAUAUUUAUGCAAAUAUUUAAUCAUUUUACCCGCAAUAUUUUCUACGUAA
Molecule: messenger RNA, 384 nt
Organism: Didymodactylos carnosus
Lineage: Eukaryota; Metazoa; Rotifera; Eurotatoria; Philodinida; Philodinidae
Source: the annotation of a GenBank genome assembly